Messenger RNA from Lates calcarifer (barramundi perch), 739 nucleotides. RefSeq names its product deoxyribose-phosphate aldolase. Gene Ontology annotation, cellular component: cytoplasm. The record is from RefSeq and is a predicted model, not a curated record. Gene Ontology annotation, molecular function: deoxyribose-phosphate aldolase activity. Gene Ontology annotation, biological process: carbohydrate catabolic process; deoxyribonucleotide catabolic process. The annotation marks the transcript as partial. NCBI's taxonomy places the organism in Eukaryota, Metazoa, Chordata, Actinopteri, Centropomidae. The transcript is spliced from 5 exons.
UGUUUCUACAGCAGCAGUGUGUGUGUAUCCAUCUCGUGUGGCUGAUGCUGUCAAAUCACUAAAAGCAGCCAACUCCAGCCUCCCUGUUGCCUCAGUGGCCACUGGUUUCCCAGCAGGUCAGACACCAUUAGAGACACGCUUACGGGAAGUCCGUAUGGCGGUGGCUGACGGUGCCACAGAGAUCGACAUUGUCAUCAACAGGACACUUGCCCUCACAGGACAGUGGGAAGGUUCAGACUUCAUCAAGACGUCCACAGGAAAGGAGGCCAUCAACGCCACCUACCCAGUUGCCAUAGUGAUGGUGAGAGCCAUCCGUAACUACUUCUUGUGUUCAGGCCACAAGGUGGGCUUUAAGCCAGCAGGGGGAAUCCGGACUGCUCAGGAGGCUCUGGUGUGGCUCACCCUGAUCAAAGAGGAGCUGGGCAAUGAUUGGCUCUGUCCUCACCUGUUCCGUCUGGGAGCCAGUAGCUUGUUGGCUGAUAUUGAGAGACAGAUCUAUCAUCAUGUGACUGGACAAUAUCCAGCCUAUCAUGAGCUGCCCAUGGCCUGAAGCUGAGCUGUGGACUUCCUGUUUUAAUGACCAAUCACAACCUCGGACACCAGCCUGUCAGUAUCUGUCCAGACAGCACACUGACUCAUCUAUUCUGUUAAAUCAAGUUUAAACAGUGCUCAUCAGUGUGGCUUUGUCACUCAGAUCUUAACAUUUUAACUUGAAAAUAAAAGAUAUUGAAUGUGAAAA